Messenger RNA from Salvelinus namaycush (lake trout), 904 nucleotides. RefSeq names its product acyl-coenzyme A thioesterase 11-like. Gene Ontology annotation, molecular function: thiolester hydrolase activity. Gene Ontology annotation, cellular component: extracellular exosome. The record is from RefSeq and is a predicted model, not a curated record. Lineage: Eukaryota; Metazoa; Chordata; Actinopteri; Salmoniformes; Salmonidae.
UUGGUCACGCAACUCUAACAACAGGAGGUGUGUGGUCUGUUUAGUGGCGACACCACACUGUUACGUCCGAGGAAUGGGCAGAGAGGGGGUGGUGUUUGUUGUGCGGACUUUUCUCGGUGAGACUGCCUCUACGUACGUUUUGUUGUGCACAUUCAUUCAAGCAAAUGUGACCGGGUCGUCUGCAUAUCAUUUCAGUUUGGCUGAAAGACACACAUGGUCUCCCUGUAUUACCAACUCUGUUGAUGACAUCCACUUUGACCGCAGUAUAGGAGUCGGACAGGUUGUCAACAUCAAAGCGAAAGUCAACAGAGCCUUCACAUCCAGUAUGGAGGUGGGCAUCGCAGUGAGCUGUGAGGACCCGUUCAGUAACUGCCAGUGGAACGUCGCAAUGCCACCUUUUGUGGUGUGACGCACUGAGGCGGGGAAGAUGCAGGUGACUCAGGGGACGCAGACAGAGCAGAUGGAGUACAGCAUCGCGGCAGAGAGGAGGAUGAGACUGAUCCCCGCUGAGAUCAUCACAGACCUACUGAGCAGCAGCACCGCUCAACUAGGUACAGGCCAAACAGGAAGCAUUGGAACUAAGGAGUACAAGGACGCAGUGCCAGCCGAGCGGACGCAGGUAGAGAGCGUGGCGCUGGUGCUGCCGCCCCAUGCCAACCACCAGGUCAGCACCGUGGGCGGGCAGAUCCAUGGCCUGGAUGGAGAACGUGGCCACCAUCGCAGCCCAUUGAGUCCUAUUAUAUCUAUCUCCUACUACAACCAGGCCACACCGGGAGUCCUCCAUUAUAUCUCCAACGACAUCGCAGGCCCUUCUUCCAGCGUCUACGGCACCUUUUACUCCUGCAGCAAGUACCGAGAGGAGAACAGAGACAGCCUAGCCACCCUGCCCCCUUCUGACCUGUGA